AUGAGGUCUAUUCCGGAAAUAGGAACAACAUUUCCCAUCAUUGGAAAUGCACACCAAUUGAAAACCAAAUCGGGAGAGUUUUUCAACCAAAUUGUGGAGCUCACGACAGAGUACUACACAUUGCCACUAUUCAAAAUUUGGAUUGGUACAAUCCCGUUUGUCAUCUUGUUCCAUCAUGAAACUGUUGAGAGCAUUUUGAACAACCCCAUUCACAUGGAAAAAGCAUAUGCAUACACAUUCUUGCAUCCCUGGCUAGGCACUGGUCUACUCACAAGCACAGGUAAAAAGUGGCGACAGAGGAGGAAGAUGCUGACCCCAACCUUUCACUUCUCAAUUCUAACUGACUUCAUGGAGGUGAUGAAUGAGCAGUCUGAGAUUCUGGUGGAGAAGCUGCAGAAUAAAGCUGGCAAAGAAGUGUUUGACUGCUACCCAUAUGUCACCCUGUGUGCUCUGGACAUAAUCUGUGAGACCGCCAUGGGAAAGAAAAUCUAUGCUCAAAGCAACUAUGAAUCUGAAUAUGUCAAAUGUGUAUAUAAAAUGAGUGACAUAGUCAGUCGGAGACAGAGGUUGCCAUGGUAUUGGCCGGAUCUUUUGUACUAUUCUAUAGGAGACGGAAAAGAGCAUGACAAGAUGCUGAAGGUUCUCCAUUCAUUUACACAGAAAGUAAUUAAAGAAAGAGCCGAGAACAUAUCCAACUCUGAAUCCGACAGUGAGACAGACCUGAAAAAGAGACGAGCAUUCCUGGACAUGCUCCUGAAAACCACAGAUGAAGAAGGCAACAGCAUGAGCCACCAGGAUAUUCAAGAAGAGGUGGACACCUUCAUGUUUGAGGGUCAUGACACCACAGCUGCUUCCAUGAAUUGGAUUUUACACCUGGUGGGCUCUCACCCUGAGGUACAACGCAAAGUCCACCAAGAGUUGGACGAGGUCUUUGGGACAUCAGAUAGACCUGUUAACACAGAGGACCUGAAGAAAAUGCGUUAUCUGGAGUGUGUAAUUAAAGAAGGACUACGUCUCUACCCCUCAGUCCCAUUUUUUGGACGCACAAUCUGCCAGGACACCACAAUCAGAGGUUUCAAAGUACUCAAAGGCUCCAACAUCAUCAUUGUGACAUAUGCUUUACAUCGGGACCCACGAUAUUUCCCUGAGCCUGAGGAGUUCAAACCUGAGCGAUUCCUUCCUCAGAACUCUAUUGGACGACCGGCCUAUGCUUAUGUACCAUUCUCAGCUGGACUGCGCAACUGCAUUGGCCAGCGUUUUGCACUAAUGGAGGAGAAGGUUGUGUUAUCGUCUGUCUUUCGGAGGUUCACUGUGGAGGCCUGUCAGAAACACGAGGAACUCCAUCCAGUCGGAGAACUUAUUUUACGUCCAGAGAAGGGCAUCUGGAUAAAAUUGGAGAUGAGGACAAAAUAA
This is a messenger RNA of Knipowitschia caucasica, 1413 nucleotides long. The record is from the annotation of a GenBank genome assembly. NCBI's taxonomy places the organism in Eukaryota, Metazoa, Chordata, Actinopteri, Gobiiformes, Gobiidae.